This is a messenger RNA of Phyllopteryx taeniolatus (common seadragon), 4443 nucleotides long. Its product is annotated as potassium voltage-gated channel subfamily D member 3-like. Gene Ontology annotation, molecular function: protein binding; A-type (transient outward) potassium channel activity. Lineage: Eukaryota; Metazoa; Chordata; Actinopteri; Syngnathiformes; Syngnathidae. Bases 941 to 2938 code for a protein of 665 amino acids. The record is from RefSeq and is a predicted model, not a curated record. Gene Ontology annotation, biological process: protein homooligomerization; potassium ion export across plasma membrane. The transcript has 6 exons. Gene Ontology annotation, cellular component: membrane; voltage-gated potassium channel complex; neuronal cell body.
AAAAUAGCGAUGCUAAAUAGUAACUAUCACAAUUAAUAUUACAAAUGUUCAGUGGGCCUGAUUAAAGAACGAAGCCAGCCAAACUUUGGUCAAUAGCGAUACAUCAAUUUGGCCCAGCUUUCUUGAGUUAAUUCCCGACGAGUCGCUUUUCCCAGUUUUCCUGAAUGCACCAGAAAAACUGUGGUAGCAUACUGUUCCUUGAUGGAUCGAGACACUUGGUCAAAACUAAAAAGUAAGACAAAUUACUUUUUUUUUUAAACAAUGUGUAUUAAAAUAACUCAAAUUAAUGUGUUUCUUAUUGACAGCUAAUGCUAAGCAUGUCGCUAUCAAAAUUGCGCCAAAAACCCAAACUUACCCAAACUUUCCUUGAAAAUAGUAUCUUAAAACACAACCAGACUUUGUUUAAAACCGUCUCAUAGUUUAGUAGAAGCGGUAUAAAACCGUUUUGCUGCACUAACUUGUUGAACGUAUCGAAAGCGACAGUGUCAUUUGUGCGACACAGGACUGCGUCGUGAGGAGGAGGGUCGAUGAUACCAUCAGGUGUAGAGAGUGGCACACACACGUUCACUUUGAGCAGAGAGGCUUGAGAAAAGCGCAGCGAGCUCCUCGCUUUGCACUCAUCAACGCUAAAAAGAAAGAAGAAGAACAAAUCGAGAAGUCAGGAUGUAGACGGCACACCGAUCCUGCCCUCCCCACCGGACGGAGUGGUGGUUUCUCUCUUUUCUCUCUCCAUCCAUCCAGCAGCCUGUAUGCGCUCAGCUCCAUCGGCGCAGGAGGCUGUCGAUCCGCCGGCUGAGGAGAGGUGCUGUCCGCCGUUUCUUCCCGCCUUCCUGGAUGGACCGCCGUCCCUGCUCGGAUUUGACUCCCAUCCACUUUCAGAUGAUGUCAGCUGAUUUUGAGGAAGCCUGAAGGUGAGGAGCACUUUUUUCCAAGAGUGGCCAUGGCUACGGGAGUCGCCGCGUGGCUCCCCUUCGCCCGGGCGGCCGCCAUCGGCUGGAUGCCCGUCGCCAGCUGCCCCAUGCCGGUGUCGCCGCGAGACCACCAUCGUCGGCAGGACGAGCUCAUCGUCCUCAACGUCAGCGGCCGUCGAUUCCAAACCUGGAGGACCACUCUGGACCGCUACCCGGACACCCUGCUCGGCAGCUCGGAGAAGGACUUCUUCUACAACGAGGAAACCAAGGAGUACUUCUUCGACCGGGACCCCGACGCCUUCUGUAGCAUCCUCAACUUCUACCGGACCGGGAAGUUGCACUACCCGCGGCACGAGUGCAUCUCGGCCUACGACGAGGAGCUGACCUUCUUCGGCAUCAUCCCGGAGAUCAUCGGUGACUGCUGCUACGAAGAGUACAAAGAUCGGAAGCGGGAGAACCUGGAGCGGCUUCAGGACGACCAAGAGGAGAACAAGGAUGUCAAGCUGCCCCACAUGAACUUCAGAGAGACCAUGUGGCGGGCUUUCGAGAACCCUCACACCUCCACCAUGGCGCUGGUGUUCUACUACGUCACCGGCUUCUUCAUUGCCAUAUCUGUCAUCACCAACGUGGUGGAGACGGUACCGUGCGGCUCCACCGCCACCCAGAAAGACAUGCCGUGCGGCGAGCGCUACACGGUGGCGUUCUUCUGCAUGGACACGGCCUGCGUCAUGAUCUUCACGGUGGAGUACCUGCUGCGCUUGUUCGCCGCGCCGAGCCGCUACCGAUUCAUGCGUUCCGUGAUGAGCAUCAUCGACGUGGUAGCCAUCCUGCCGUACUACAUCGGUCUGGUGAUGACCGACAACGAGGACGUGAGCGGCGCCUUCGUCACGCUGCGGGUCUUCCGCGUCUUUCGCAUCUUCAAGUUCUCGCGCCACUCGCAGGGCCUGCGUAUCCUGGGCUACACGCUCAAGAGCUGCGCCUCGGAGCUGGGCUUCCUGCUCUUUUCACUGACCAUGGCCAUCAUCAUCUUCGCCACGGUCAUGUUCUAUGCCGAGAAGGGCUCCAGCUCCAGCAAGUUCACCAGCAUCCCGGCUUCCUUCUGGUACACCAUCGUCACCAUGACCACGCUGGGGUACGGAGACAUGGUGCCAAAGACCAUUGCCGGAAAGAUCUUCGGGUCCAUCUGCUCGCUGAGUGGCGUGCUGGUGAUCGCCCUGCCUGUGCCCGUCAUUGUAUCCAACUUCAGCCGCAUUUACCACCAGAACCAGAGGGCAGACAAGCGCCGUGCCCAGAAGAAAGCCAGAUUGGCCCGUGUACGUUUAGCCAAGUCCGGCAGCGCCAACGCCUUCCUGCUGAGCAAACGCAACGGACUCCUCAACGAGCUGCUGGAGCUGACGGGUGCAAAUGCCGGUGAGCAGAAGCUGCCCAAGUCGUCGUGUCUUUUAGAGAGCCAACACCACCAUCUGCUGCACUGUCUGGAGAAAACCACUGUAGGUGCAAGACCACCAACUUGGGCCCUCUGCUGCCUCCUCUUCAUAUUUUCAAACAUUCUCACGCGCAUUUCCCCCCUCCUCCAGGCUCACGAAUUCGUAGACGAGCAGCUGUACGAGCAGAACUAUUUAGAAGCCGUGAUGCAGCGCUUCCCCUCCCGCAGAGCGUCGGUCAGCAGCCGCGACGCCGCGACGCCGACCUGCUGCGGCCGCGGGGCCAAGAGGAACACGACCUCGCGGCCUGGAGCCAACCAACAGGGCCCCUUGCAGGAGCUCAGCGCCGUCCACAUCCAGUGCGCUGAUCGGCCGUCGCAUUCCGCCAGUCGUUCAAAACUCAACCUGAAGGCGGACGACGUCGGGAGGCUCAACUGCAAAGGCGGCCGGAUCACCACGGCCAUCGUCAGCCUCCCGUCGCCCCCCGCCCUGACCGCACCCGACGGCGAUGACCUCCACCGCAGGCCGCCGCCCCCUUCCCCGGGCCCCAGCAUCCAGACCACCACCAGCUCGGCCAACGUCGUCAAAAUGUCGGCCCUGUGACGCUUUUCGCCGGCGAGCCCUUUGUAAAUACGCGACGGACACGGAUGGACACAGGUGACCUUGUCACAGUGGGGCCUUGGAGAGACACUGCGGUGCAACUGGCAUAUCGCUCCAGCGGGGGGCGCUGUUCAGCUUCUACAAACUCUACUUAAAUAGCUCAAAGAAUGUUUUGUUGUCUCAAAAGUCUUCUUUGUGCUAACUUGAAUUUGUUUGUUUGUGUGUGUUGUCAACAAACGGCAUUUUCUACGCUGUGUCAAUUCAAAAACACAAUUUUACAUUCAUUUUUGUUUGAUAAAACUAUAUCAGCAAACCAGUCUGGGGUGGACUCCACUUCUCUCGCCAAAAGUCAAAAUAUGCUCCAUCUAAUGAGGACAAGUGGUAUCGAAAAAAAAAAGGUUGACUGGGUGGACCUCGUGUGGACUGGCACCCCACUUCUCUCGCCAAAAGUAUUCAGUUAUUCAGGUCAAAACCUCGAGCCAAAACAGUGUGUUUUAGUCGCUUUAUUUUUUUAACAUUCCAUUUGUGUUUUUCUUCAACAGCGCAUGUGCGGAACAAGCUACUCAAUGAAUAUGCUCUAUGAACAAAAAGUGUUGGGUCGCCUUUGCGUCGACCGAAAGUUAAAAAGUGUCUUUGCACUCUUUCGAGUGGGAGCAAUGUGAACAAAAUACUUGUUUUCACUCUAUUUUAUGGAACGUGUGUUUGCAUCACAGUGGCUAACUGUAUAUCAUCCCGCUAAGGGAGCAAAAAAAAAAUAAUGUAAAAAUGAUUAUAUGAUUUGUCCAAAAUGAUGUUAAGGUAAGAAAAUGUGCAUCUAUUUGGGGAUUGUAUCCCCUUUUUGUGUCCGCUGGCCAACAAAAAUCGGAAGUUUCAGUUUUUUCGGGUAAAAGUACACAAAUUGGCAGUGAUUUCUGACUGAAUUUUGAAAUGAUGAUCGCAUUUUUAUACAAGAUGAAGUUCCAACAAGCUUCAAAUGUAUUUAAAAAUAUGCAUAUAAAAUAAUGACACAGUUUAAUGAGCACAUUAUGACUAUUGUCAUUAAGGCCUUCUUCCUGUGGGAACAACUUCUUGUUGAGCCACAAAAUGUUGAACUCAUUUCCUGCUGCGUCAGAUCCCAUUUGCUUGUUUUGUCAAAGUUUAGCACAAAUUCAGUUGAAUUUCAUACCAAAAAAAAAAAACAAAAAAAAAGUCCUUUUUUUUGACAAUUGACCUCGUUCAAUGUCAUUGGAUUCAUUUGUGUUGCAUUGCUGUGUUAUGGUAAAAACUCUAAAGGGAGGAAAUAUUGUGACAAAACUGCUUCAAAGUAACACAAAUAUGAAUCGAAAUGGUUAUUCUUCUCACAGGCAAUGCGGAAAAGUGAAUGAAAAUCUGCUCGUUUGUCAUUUCUUUAAAAGUCUUGGCUUGGAUGGUUGUGUGCGCGUGUGUGUGUGUGUGUGUGUGCGUGUGCGUGUGUGUGUGACUGUUCCUGUUUGCUCUGACAGAAGUGUCACAUGACCAUUAAAAUCUGC